Molecule: messenger RNA, 240 nt
Organism: Penicillium riverlandense
Lineage: Eukaryota; Fungi; Ascomycota; Eurotiomycetes; Eurotiales; Aspergillaceae
Exons: 1
Coding region: 1-240 (79 amino acids)
Source: RefSeq, a predicted model, not a curated record
AUGUGUGCAGACCAGUUGAGGUCAACUAGCCACCGAGUCACUCUUCCGCCUCUGGCAGACCGGUUUGCAGGAGAAGAAAGGAUGACCCGUCGACGAUUUUCCAUCCCGUACUUCCUGGCGCCGGACCCGGACUCGGUGAUCGAGUGUAUUCCGUCGUGUCGGACGGCCACCGACCCGGCCAAGUACGAGCCCAUUACGCAGGGCGAUUACAAUCGGAUGCGAGCUUCCAUGCAGUAUUAA